Molecule: messenger RNA, 3207 nt
Organism: Peniophora sp. CBMAI 1063
Lineage: Eukaryota; Fungi; Basidiomycota; Agaricomycetes; Russulales; Peniophoraceae
Source: the annotation of a GenBank genome assembly
AUGAACGUAUUCGGCAGCUUGCUCGGCGCCGCGUCGCGCAGGGCCGCCGCCGCGCCGUCGAGCGCGACCAGCCUGCGUGGCGCACUCCGGAACGCGGAUGGCCAGCUGAGGACAGGCUGGCUAGCGCGCAGAGCCUGCUACUCUACCCUGCUCCCGCCAAAUCCCUGGAACAACGCCAUCGCCCGGAUGGACGCAGCCGACGACCAGGGCGCUGGCGCGUCAUCGUCCGCCCCGCCCUCGAGCUCGGGCUCGUCAGGAGACAGCUCCGACAGCUCUGACGGCGGCAACAACUCCUCCGCCUCAGACUCGGCACCACCACCUCCGCCAUCAUCUUCAGAGUCUCCGCCGCCAUCCGGUGCACCAACGUCUAUUCAAAGACAGUCUGUACCGGAAGUCUACCCUCAGGUCCUCGCACUACCUAUCGCACGGCGUCCACUAUUCCCAGGCUUCUACAAGGCUGUCGUCGUACGCGACCCGCAAGUCGUAGCGGCUAUCAAGGAGAUGAUGAAGCGCGGCCAACCUUAUCUCGGUGCAUUCUUACUCAAGGACGACCAAACGGACUCGGACGUUAUCACCGACCUCGACUCGGUACACCCUGUCGGCGUAUUCGCACAGAUCACCAGCGUAUUCUCGGCCAAUUCGGGUGCUGGAACGGCUACGGGAGCAGGCAAGGAGGACGACAAGUCCGGCCAGCCUCAGCAGGAAGGUCUCACGGCGGUUCUGUACCCUCAUCGGCGCAUUCGGAUUACGGAUUUGGUCAAGGCGGGCGGCAAGGGACCGGCUAUGGUCAAGGUUGAGAGCGCUGAGCAACCUGCGGCUGAGGACGGUCAAGUCCCGACGCCGCCUGCGACGCCUGAACCGGAAAACACCGACUCGUUACAUCCAGCUCCUCUACAGACCUCGUUCUUGCACAAGCAUGAUAUCUCCAUCGUCAACAUCGAGAAUCUGCCGACGCAACCUUACAACAAGGACGACCAGUACAUCCGCGCAUUCAUGGCCGAGAUCGUCACCGUCUUCAAGGACAUCGCGCAAUUGAACCCGCUCUUCCGCGACCAGAUCACGAACUUCUCGAUCAACCAGGUCGCGUCGAACGUCUUUGACGAACCGGACAAGCUCGCCGAUUUCGCCGCGGCCGUGUCUGCUGGCGAGGUUCGCGAGUUGCAGGACGUGUUGGAAGCUCUGAGCGUCGAGGACCGAUUGCGCAAGGCUCUGCUGGUCCUCAAGAAGGAAUUGAUCAACGCCCAACUGCAGUCCAAGCUCAGCCGGGAUGUCGACUCGAAGAUCGCAAAACGCCAACGGGAGUACUACCUCAUGGAGCAGCUCAAGAACAUCAAGAAAGAGCUGGGUAUCGAGAGCGACGGCAAAGACAGGCUCAUCGAGAAACUCCGCGAGCGCGCCGCACAGCUCAAGAUGCCCGAGCCCGUACGCAAGGUCUUCGACGAGGAGCUUGCGAAGCUGCAAGGUCUCGAACCUGCCGCGUCCGAGGCGAACGUGACGAGGAACUACCUCGACUGGCUCACGCAGAUCCCAUGGGGCGUGCAUACUCCGGAGAACUACAGCAUCGCGCAUGCGGUCAAGGUGCUCGACGAGGACCACUACGGCUUGAAGGACGUCAAGGACCGCAUCCUGGAGUUCCUGGCCGUCGGCAAACUUCGCGGGAGCGUACAGGGCAAGAUCAUCUGUCUCUCGGGCCCGCCGGGCGUGGGAAAGACGUCUAUCGGGAAGAGCAUCGCGCGCGCUUUGAACAGGCAGUUCUUCCGCUUCUCGGUUGGAGGCUUGACGGACGUCGCGGAGAUUAAGGGACAUAGGAGGACGUAUGUUGGCGCGCUGCCGGGCAAGAUUAUUCAGGCGCUCAAGAGGUGUGGGACAGAGAAUCCGCUUGUGCUCAUCGACGAGGUCGACAAGGUUGGGCGUGGAUACAAUGGCGAUCCGAGCUCUGCAUUGCUCGAGAUGCUCGACCCGGAGCAGAACACGGCGUUUCUGGACCACUACAUGGAUGUCCCCGUCGAUCUCUCGCGUGUCCUUUUCGUCUGCACCGCCAACGUGCUUGACACCAUCCCGGCCCCAUUACUCGACCGCAUGGAAGUAAUUGAGGUCUCUGGAUACGUCAGCGAAGAGAAGGCUCAGAUCGCGGCGCGCUACCUCGCGCCGCAGGCCAAGGAGGCGAGCGGUCUGGCUGAUGCGGACAUUGAGCUCGAGACUGCUGCGGUCGAAGUGCUCAUCAAGGACUACUGCCGUGAGAGCGGUGUCCGUAACCUCAAGAAGCAUAUUGAGAAGAUCUACCGCAAGGCCAGCUUGAAUAUCGUACGCGACCUCGGCGAAGAUGUCCUUCCCGAAGCCGCCGCACAACCCGAGACCGCGACCGCUGAAGACGCCGAGUCUGCCGCAGCGGAGCACAAGCCGCCUCCGGAGACCGCGCACCACGUCGAAGACUCUAUCCCGAAGCAAGACGAGGCAGAGGACCCCUCCGUGACGUCCGCGGCGCGCCAGCCGCUCAAGGUGCCCGACACCGUCCACGUUCGCAUCACACCGGAGAACUUGAAGCAGUAUGUCGGCCCGCCCGUGUACUUCCGCGACAGGCUAUACCCGCGUCAGCCUCCUGCUGGCGUCUCGACUGGCCUUGGCUACCUCGGCAACGGCUCAGGCGCGACGAUGCCCAUUGAAGCUACGAGCAUGCCCGGCAAGGGCUCACUGCAGCUCACCGGCAAACUUGGCGAGGUUAUCCGCGAGAGCGCACAGAUCGCUCUGAGCUGGACCAAGGCGCACGCCGUAGAGCUCGGCAUCGCGACGGAUGAGAAGAGCCCGCUGUUCGGUGACCGUGAUAUUCACGUUCAUAUGCCUGAAGGGUCUAUCGGGAAGGAGGGACCUUCGGCCGGGACAGCGCUACUCAGCGCGUUCGUAUCUCUGUUCACGCGUACGCCGGUCAGCCCCGAUAUUGCUAUGACGGGCGAGAUCUCGCUUGGCGGACAGGUGUUGCCUGUGGGUGGACUGAAGGAGAAGAUCCUCGCUGCGCACAGGGCUGGUAUCAAGCUCGUGCUCGCACCCGCGGCGAACAGGGCAGAUAUCGAGGAGAACGUACCGCAGAGCGUAAAGGAGGGUAUCCGCUUCGUUUAUGUGGAGGACGUGAGGGAGGUGCUGCACGAGGUGUUCAAGGACACGGAGGCAGAGAAGAAGUGGCGGGAGACGUUACCUUUGCCCGAGGCGUGA